CAAAGAUACAAAAAAUAAUAUUAGGGAUCAUAAUAAUAAAAUUAGUUGACAUGAAUUAUUAUUCAUUUAGGGAAUCAUGUGUUAAAUUAAUUUUAUUUUGUACAACGUCAAUAAAGUCAUGUGACAUUGUGACCUGUAGGAGGCGCUGCAGCGGGAAAGAACCGAGACGUGAACCGGAAAGAAAAUAAAUUCAACCCCCCGGUGACGUCAAUAAACAUGGCGGCUCUCACGACAGUGUCAUGCUGACCGUUAGCUACGAUAUUUUUAGUUUUAAGUUCAUUCAUUGCAGUUUUUCCAGGCAGAUCAUGGGUCUUUAUUAACAUCAUCGGGUGACGCCAUGUUGUCAUCAGUGGUCCCCAGAGGGACGGUCAGGUCGCUGGUCUCUCUGAGCAGGAGACUGUCCACCAACCAGGACGGAGCUCACCACCCUCCGCCCGAGACCUCCGCUCCUCUCCCGCACAGCGAGGAGCGGAGACCCGCGAAGGACCCCAGCGGCUGCUCCGUACUCCUCUUCCCCGGCCAGGGCAGCCAGUUCGUGGGCAUGGGCAGAGGACUCGUGAAGUACCCGAACGUGAAGGAGAUGUUCUCGGCAGCCCAGAAGAUCCUCGGGUACGACCUGCUGUCUCUGUGCCUGGAGGGACCCGAGGAGGAGCUGAUGAAGACGGUCCACUGCCAGCCGGCGGUGUUCGUCACCUCGCUGGCUGCGGUGGAGCGGCUCAACCACGAAAACCCAAAGGCCAUUGAGACGUGUGUUGCUGCUGCAGGUUUCAGCGUCGGAGAAUUUGCUGCCCUGGUAUUUUCUGGCGCCAUGAACUAUGCAGAAGCUCUGUAUGCGGUGAAGGUUCGUGCAGAGGCCAUGCAGAGAGCAUCAGAGCUGGUUCCUAGUGGGAUGCUGUCAGUCAUCGGUAGACCUCAGGCCCAGUAUAAACAUGCGUGUGCGCAGGCUAAAGAGCACUGCAGUAGCCUGGGGGUCGAGGAGCCGGUGUGCUCCGUGGCCAACUAUCUGUUCCCUGAUGGCCGAGUCAUCGCGGGGCACCAAAAGGCUCUGGAUUUCCUGCUGCAGAACUCGCGGCGUCUCCAGUUCGCGAGGACCAAACCUCUCCCGGUCAGCGGGGCGUUUCACACCGAGCUGAUGCAGUCGGCUACUGAACCCCUCAGAGAGGUGCUCAGACAGGUGGAGGUGCGCCGGCCCGAGAUCAACGUGUACUCCAACGUGGACGGCAAACGCUACAUGAACGAGAGCCACGUGCGCCGGCAGCUGGUGAAGCAGCUGGUGUCGCCCGUGAAGUGGGAGCAAACUCUGCACGAGAUCUACGAGAGGAUGCAGGGGAAGAAGUUCCCUCACACCUACGAGGUCGGGCCGGGGAAGCAGCUCGGGGCCACACUUCAGAAGUGUAACCGGAAGGCCUUCAUAACGUACACUCACGUGGAAGUCACCGCUUAUGAAGACUGAUAAAGCAGAAAAAUGGGCCUCUGUGCUCAUUUUAGUGUGGACAUGACCAGCAAGACCUGUUAAACCUGCAAGCUCCUGUGGUUGCUUCUUAUGGUCUUGUAUUAUGAUUAUGUAAUUAAAUGUUUUUUUUAUCAAUGAAACUACAAAAUGUCAUUAU
Anarrhichthys ocellatus (wolf-eel) is the source of this 1610-nucleotide messenger RNA. It is a transcript of the gene mcat, whose product is annotated as malonyl CoA:ACP acyltransferase (mitochondrial). Gene Ontology annotation, molecular function: transferase activity. The record is from RefSeq and is a predicted model, not a curated record. The transcript has 5 exons. Lineage: Eukaryota; Metazoa; Chordata; Actinopteri; Perciformes; Anarhichadidae. Bases 338 to 1453 code for a protein of 371 amino acids.